Molecule: messenger RNA, 3750 nt
Organism: Siniperca chuatsi (mandarin fish)
Lineage: Eukaryota; Metazoa; Chordata; Actinopteri; Centrarchiformes; Sinipercidae
Product: proton channel OTOP3-like
Exons: 8
Coding region: 794-2521 (575 amino acids)
Biological process (GO): proton transmembrane transport
Cellular component (GO): membrane
Molecular function (GO): proton channel activity
Source: RefSeq, a predicted model, not a curated record
GUGAGAUCUGCAAAUCGUGGUUUACCGUGCGAAAUGGUUUUAAGGUGUCGACAACAGACUGCACGAUCAGCUACAUGAGGUCAGGCGGCUGAGAACUUUGUUCAGCCAAUGGGUCUUAGUGUUUUAGCAACUGAGAAAAACUGUAACUGAUACUUUUUCCAAUAAAAAGCAGCAGAAGAACACAGAGUCAAGUGGAGCACGACAUAAACAGCAGUGCGGUGCGGUCAAUUGAAACAGAGCAGAAAAGAACAGAAGACAGUAGAGUGCAGAAUAGAGCAGAAUAGAGCAGAAUAGAGGAGUGCACGUGGACCAUUGGACUGAGCAGUAAAACAGGAUAAAACAGAGUGCAGUGUUGUGAGGGGAAGAAUAGAGGACAGUAGCUUCUGAAACAGCAGAAGAGAAUCCGCUUCAGUGCAACAGAAGACAGUAGAGCACGCUGUGGACCACUGAGCUGGCGUGAAAAGUAGAAUAGGAAAAAAUCGAUUGAAUCCGUCAGUUUGACGUCACAGACGCUCUUCCGGGUGUGAGGUGGUUCUUCAGCUGACCGAUUAGCAGCCACAGGUGUGUCGUUAUUAAUGUGCUGGAUCAUGACCACGCCUACAGCAGUGUGGGAAGGCAGAUCAACAGGAUAGUACCUUUCAGACUCAUGCCUUCACAUGUUGAACUACAGGAUUUCAACUGAAGUGUGAACGCAUGAGAGAAAGCCCUGGACAGUGAAUGGAAAAGAGGAAAAGAAGAAGGAGGGUGAAAGGAACCAAAGAGAGUUUUUAGAAUAAGGACAAAAAAGGUGAAUAUGAAUUCGGAUCCUGGAGUCACAGGGCUGGAUUCCUCCUGGAAUCCCAGCGAUGAACCAGUUAAGAGCUCUGACCAUCAGAUCCAGGACCCGGAGCUGGAUCCGGUGCUGGUUUGGGUUCCCAGUGGGAGGCGUCUGAUCUCUGGUCUGCUGGGUCUGAAUGUGGUGCUGCUGGGAGCGGCCCUGGUGGCCGGAGAGGCUUUUAACCCUGAGGGCCUGAAGCACCAGGAGCCCCAGGUGUUCAUGCUGCUGCUGAUGGCGGUCAGUUUGGUUUGGAUGCUGUGGUACCUGGUGUGGGCCAGGAAACAGCCCGGCAUCUGCCCACAUAAAGACCACCACGCCGGGGGAAUCACCGUCACCUUGGUCCUGAUCCUUUUUGCUGCAUUCAGUCUGCUGCUGUAUAUCUGCAGGACUGGUUAUUUGAUCAGUAUGAGGGAGUGUAAGCCUGCGGCUGAAGUGCUCGCUCCAUUCAUCGAGGCUCCUUUUCUCGCGCUGCAGACAUAUUUACUGUGGACUCACUCCAAAGACUGCAUUCAUAGACACAAGAUAAUCACCAGGUCCGGGCUGAUGGUGAUCCUGUCGGCCGACCUGCUGCUGUGGCUGAACGCAGUCACCGAGGACACCAUCCACGAGGAGAUCGAGUUAGAAAAACAAGACAGGCUCGAUUUCAGCAACACAAACGCCUCUGAAGCAGACAACGCUGAUUUAGCAGGAAUGACCAAUUCGACCAUCUGCCAGUGCAGUGCAACCGCAGCCUGCCUCACCUUCAGGAAAGGUUUCGAAAUCCUUUAUCCCUUCCACAUGGAGUACUACCUGAUGGCAGGCUGCAUGAUCUAUGUGAUGUGGAAGAACGUGGGCCGCAGGAUGAGUCCAGGUCACCACCACGUUACUCAGAAGCUGACCCUUAGUAUUGUCUACCAAGGUGGGAUCGUUUACAGCCUUGUGUUUGGUGCCCUGGUCCUCAUAGCAGGAGUGAUCGUCUUCAUUCUCUACCAGGUGUGGGUGAGCCAUCAGCAGCUUCGCUUCACCGCCUUCCUCGUGUUUUACGGCUACCAUUUAGCCGUCAUGCCCGUCAUGUCUCUCUGCUCCCUCGCUGGGAUGCUGGUCCACAGGGUGGAGAGGAGGGCGAACGAAGGGGGACACAACCCUACUCGUAGCCUGGAUGUGAUCCUCCUGGUUGCAGCAGGCCUGGGCCAGCUCGCCCUGUCCUACUUCUCCCUGGUGGCGGCCCUGGCUGUGGGGACCCGCAGUGCUCUGGGGGACCUCGACCUGUCCUACUCCCUCCUCAGCCUGCUGGAGCUCAUCCUCCAGAAUAUCUUCAUCAUCGAGGGCCUCCACAGGCACCCGAAUCUCCUCGCCAAAAAGAAAGAGAAGCAGCGGAGCAGCAUAUUCAAGCCUAAGAAAAAGGCUGCUGUGCCAAUAGAGGAGAGGAAGACGGAUAUUUCCCUGCUGGAGGGAAACACGUCAGCUGCUGUUCAAGAGCGCGAUGGGGAAACGCCCUGGACCAAAAGAGCGAUCAAAGAAAUCUGUGCUUUCCUUAUCCUUUCUAAUGUUAUGCUGUGGGUCAUCCCUGCGUUUGGAGUCCACCCCCAGUUUGAGAACGGCCUGGGGAAACAGUUUUUCGGCUUCUCUGCUUGGUUUGUUCUGGUAAACCUGGGUCAGCCGCUCAGCGUUUUCUACAGGAUGCACUCUGUGGGAGCUUUAAUGGAGCUGCUCGUCUCUGCGUGAUGAGCAGCGGUGGUCCAACACUGACUCCAUGACUGUUCAAGUAGAUCAAAGUCACGUUUGGUUGAAAAACAACAUGAUACACAUUUAUAAAUUAUUUGGUUUAAUUUUUUUGUUUUUUGGUCUGAGGCUGUUUUUCAUGGUUUGGGCCCUUCAGUUCCGAUUAAAGGAAAUCUUAAAUUGUACAGCAUCUGCUUACUUGGCAACAGUUUGUUUUUGUCUCUUUCCUGUUUCAACAUGACAAUGCCCCCGUGCACAAAGCAGCUCCAUAAAGAAAUAAAGAAAUAGUUUUCCCAGUUGCAAAAUGUAAAAUUUCAAUAUGUUCAGCAGGCAUGGCAGCAGCCCUACGACUGAAAGGAUAAUGAAAAAUUAAAGCUGAAUUUGCAAAAAGAAGUGACUCCUUUUUUUUUUUUUUUUUAGGUGGUAAAUGAUUCCCUUGACCCUCUCAACUCAAAGGUACACUUACUAGUUUUCUCUGGAGCUUUCUGCCACACCUCAUGAUCUUCAUUAGUGAACAGAACAGGCUCUGGUGUCAUCACAUGACCUAUGGGUACUUAAAGGGGGUCUCUCAAAUUGUUAAAAUUACUGCCCCAACUUUCUCUUAAAUUGCCAGAUUAAAAGACACGCCACUUAAGUCAAACCUUCAAAAUGUGAUUAAAACUUUGAAUCAAUAAUGUGAGAGCAGACUGAUGAGGGAUAUUAAUAUGAAAGGUUUAAGGGUUUCUGUUCUGUUUCCUAUUGAAUGCAAAAAAAAAUGACCUUGCACUCCAACAUUUGGCCUGCAGAGAGCCCUGACCCCAUCCAACACCUCUGGGAUGAACUGGAGCACUGGCAGCCCAUGGCUUUGGAGUGACACUUUAAAUAAUGUAUGGGUGUGGUGUUCAGGUGUCCACAUACCUUUGGCCAUAUAGUGUGUUUCAGGAAAAUGCUUUACAUGAAAUAACUUCCUCUGAGCUCAAACCGAUCUCAUCAGUUUUUAAUUCUGGCAGGAUAUAACACAUCGUAUUCACAUCUCGGAGUGCUUCUCUUGCUGUUUCAGCAACAGAAAACGUUUUUCUGUCUGGAAAUCACAGAAAAGACUUCCCUGUCUGGGUUUCAGUCCCGAAUCACGACAUAUUAAGUUCGCUUUCAGCACAAUGUGAAAGGCUUCAGUACAAAAGUAUCCUUCAGUCUAGAGUAUGCUGUCAGUUUGUCAGUGCCAGUAGUUCAUAUUUGGCAAGGAGUUUAAAAGA